AUGCAAGAGACACAUCACCAAAAGCACCACCACGUCCUCAAUGGAAGCCGUAUGCUCUAUGAGGUAUCUGUCCGUCCAUGGUUCCUCACCCUCUCCCAAAAGUACAAGAAGACCAUCGACAGGAUCAACGAGAUCCCAAUGGAGGAGUUCCAACAUAUUAAGAACAUGGGAUUCGAUAUGGUAUGGUUGAUGGGAGUUUGGUCCCUCGGCAAGUACGCCGUCCAGUACGAGACCACUGCUGAGCACUUGAAGCAGGAGUUCUCCCACGUGUUGCCAGGCUACACCAAGGAUGAUGUGAUCGGCUACCCAUACGCUAUCACCAAGUACGAGGUGAACCCCCAGGUCGGCACCCUGCAGGACCUCCAGCACUUGAAGAAGUCGCUCAACAACAUGGGCCUUCACUUGAUGUUGGACUUUGUUCCCAACCACACUGCCGUCGACUCACCACUCGUCAACUCCAACCCAGACCACUACGUGCGCGCACCAAAGGACACCAAGGCACCCUACGACCCCAACACCUACUUGCCAAGCGGCAUCGCAUGCGGUGCUUCGAUCUGGGGUCACUCCUGGCUGGACACAGCCCAGAUCAACAUCUGGAACACACAGGCCAUCCGCGCCACCAUCCAAGAGCUGUCGUCCGUCGCCGCCGUCUCUGACGCUGUUCGCGUCAACAUGGCACACCUCGUGCUCAACUCGUUGUUCAACAAGAAGUGGGGCACACAGCUGGCCUCAUGGGGCUACAAGCAGCCAGCACACGAGUUCUGGGACGUGGCCAUCAAGGAGGUCAAGAAGUCCCACCCACACGUUGUCUUCAUGGCCGAGGUCUACACUGGCUAUGAGGAGGAGCUCCAGAACCUUGGCUUUGACUACACCUACGACAAGUCUUUCCGCGACAUUGUUGGCGGUGGCAACAUUGAUCAGAUCCGCGGCUGGAUCAACAGCCACUCAUGGAAGUACAACAAGCAGUCGGUGCGCUUCAUCUCCAACCACGACGAGCAGCGUGGUGUUGCCUACUUUGGCUCAUGGUGGCGCUCAAACGCUGCCGCACUCCUCACCUACACGCUCCCAGGCAUGAAGAUGUUCUGGAUGGGCGAGUUUGAGGGUAUGCGCAACCAGCUCGAGGUGCAUCUCCGCCGCCAGCUACCCGAGCCCGUCAAUGAGGCCACCGUCCAGUUCUACAAGGUGCUCACAUCAGUCAUCUCCAAGCCUGCAUUCAAAGCUGGCGACUUCCAGAUGCUCACCGUGACUGGCACCGACUCAUCAUGGCCAUUGAUCGCCUACAAGUGGACCCAUCAACAAGACCGUGUACUCUGUGUCGUCAACUUCUCCAACGUCACUGGCAGUGGACGCAUCAUCCUCAACGACGCUGAGCCACACCAAGGUCGUGACAUCGUCCCAGUUUCCGAGCUCCUCACUGGCGUCACCUACCAACGCUCUGCUCACGAGAUGAAGUCUGAGGGUCUUUUCGUCAUUGUCAACAGCUGGUCUGGACAGAUCUUCAAGUACUAA
Molecule: messenger RNA, 1509 nt
Organism: Acytostelium subglobosum LB1
Lineage: Eukaryota; Evosea; Eumycetozoa; Acytosteliales; Acytosteliaceae
Exons: 2
Coding region: 1-1509 (502 amino acids)
Biological process (GO): carbohydrate metabolic process
Source: RefSeq, a predicted model, not a curated record